Messenger RNA from Cornus florida, 3175 nucleotides. Its product is annotated as pentatricopeptide repeat-containing protein At1g74900, mitochondrial. The record is from RefSeq and is a predicted model, not a curated record. Bases 211 to 1686 code for a protein of 491 amino acids. The transcript has 4 exons. Lineage: Eukaryota; Viridiplantae; Streptophyta; Magnoliopsida; Cornales; Cornaceae. Gene Ontology annotation, molecular function: protein binding.
UCUUGCAGUGAAGCUUUCUUGGUGAGGAACCAAAUUCCAACUGAAACAAUUUAUGGUCUGAAUAAUCACUUGCCACUUAUUUCUGAACUUGUUGAGAAUCAAAAUUCCAACUGAAACAUCUUGCUUCAAAUUUCAAUGUGGACAAAACAAACCCCCCUGAUAAAAUCUCCAUAACAAACGGUACAUAGCCCACACUCAGCCUAUUUCAAAAUGCUAACCCUGUAUAGAAUCCCCAAAAUCCGCCACCACACCCCUCUGAAACACCCUUCUCACAACCUAACCACCGCUCCACCACCACCAACGCCCCCACCGCCACCCCAAGACGACGCGGCAAUCGCCCACCUCGUCCUCAGAACUGACCCACAAGCACUUGCCCUAGCCCUCGAAGAAAACCCAGUUCAAUGGUCGCCCGACCUCGUCAACAGAGUCCUCAAACGCCUCUGGAACGACGGUCCCAAAGCCCUCCAAUUCUUCAAUCACGUCGAUCGCCACCGCACCUACACCCACUCCGCCGACGCGUUCGACCACGCCAUCGACAUCGCCGCCCGCAUGCGCGAUUACAAGACCCUCUGGACCCUCGUGGCCCUAAUGAGGACUCGCAGUCUUGGUCCCAGCCCCAAAACCUUCGCAAUUUUGACUGAAAGGUACGUUGCUGCUGGCAAACCUGAUAGAGCUGUUAAGAUAUUCUUGUCAAUGCAUGAACAUGGUUGUCCUCAGAAUUUGCAUUCUUUCAAUACAUUUCUUGAUGUGCUUUGCAAAUCCAAACGGGUUGAAAAGGCUUACUCGCUUUUGAAGGUUUUUAGAGGUAGGUUUAGAGCUGAUACAAUUAGUUAUAAUAUAAUUGCAAAUGGGUUUUGUUUGGUUAAGCAAACGCCCAAGGCCUUGCAGAUUUUGAAGGAGAUGGUGGAGAGAGGUUUGGAUCCGACUCUAACGACGUAUAAUAUAUUGCUUAAAGGGUUCUUUAGGGCUGGUCAAAUUAAAGAAGCUUGGGAGUUCUUCUUGCAGAUGAAGAAGAGAGAAUGUGACAUUGAUGUUGUCACGUAUACUACUGUGGUUCAUGGAUUUGGUGUUGCUGGUGAGGUGAAAAAAGCUUGGAAGGUUUUCGAUGAGAUGAUUGGGGCAGGAGUACUUCCAUCGGUUGCGACAUAUAAUGCUUUGAUUCAGGUUCUUUGCAAGAAAGAUAGUGUGGAAAAUGCUGUUUUGGUUUUUGAGGAGAUGGUAAGGAAGGGGUAUGAGCCCAAUACGACGACGUAUAGUGUGGUCAUUAGAGGAUUAUGUCAUGCAGGAGAAAUGGAUAGGGCAAUGGAAUUUAUGGGUAGAAUGAAGGAUGAUGAGUGUGAGCCAAAUGUUCAGAUAUAUAACUUUGUGAUACGUUAUUACUGUGAAGAUGGAGAAAUUGAGAAGGGUUUGGAAGUGUUUGAGAAGAUGGGUAAUGAACUUUGUCUGCCCAAUUUGGAUACCUAUAAUAUUUUGAUAAGUGCGAUGUUUGUUAGGAAGAAAUCAGAUGAUUUGUUGGUGGCUGGGAAGUUGUUGAUAGAGAUGGUUGAUAGAGGGUUUCUUCCUCGAAAGUUUACUUUUAACCGUGUCUUGAAUGGGCUAUUGCUGACUGGUAAUCAGGACUUUGCUAAAGAGAUUCUGAGAUUGCAGAGCCAAUGUGGCCGUCUUCCUCGUCAGUUCAGAUUGUGAAUCCCACUAAUAUUUUGUUUGUCUCAUAAACUAUGGAUUGGAUUCACAUUCUUUUUGUGAUGGCAAAGUCCUUUACUGUUCAAGAGGGCACAUGCUCUUAGUGGAGCUGUCCUGCUUGAUACUGGUCACAAUAGGCUUUCCUUUGGUGUGGUUGUGACUAUGUCCAAGUGUUAAAGCUGUUAAAAGAGUUUGGAAGAUGGACAAUCUCUUUGCCCAUUGGAUAAGGUAUUCAAGAGGGCACUGACUCGUGUUUUGGAAACUACUGUUAGAAGUGCGCAACAGAAUGGAUUGUAGUUAUGGACUUGCGGCCAAGUCCACACUACCCAAUGCUGGUCCAAUGUAUGUAGCUGCUGGAUGUUUGACUAGGUAAUCUGUUUUUUGCCAUUAUUUGUACAAAGUAGCUACCUUCAGAUCAGACUCAUGUUCUUCAUGAUUGACUGCCCAAACGUCUACUGGACCAAGCAACGACCCUCUAGCUUUGGCAAAGGAAGGUUGAGAAUUAGAGGAUAAUGUUUUGAACAUAUUUGACCCAAGAUGCAGAAUUUCAUACCCACUGAAUGAGAUCCUAUGUGCUUUGGUUCAUGACUAGAUUGGAGCACCAUUGCGGAUUGGAGCCAAGGACAAUAGGACACAGAACAACAGAUUAACAUAUACACUCAGGUACAUAGAAAGGAUUGUAGUAGUCAAGGAACUCAACCUCAUUGAAUUUCAGAGUUCAAGACUCAGGCAGGUGAGUUAAUCCAUGAAACAGAAGCUCAAAGGCUCUCCUUGAAACAUAAAGUUCAAAUUGACAGAGCUGCUGACAAACUCAAGUGUUGUCAAGAUCAACCUGAAAGCUCAUCUGAUGAUCAAGACUUGGGUAUGUUAGGAUUGGUUGCGGUAGCUUCCAGGCCAGCAAGAUAGGGCGGUUAUCCUUGCUCCAAAACGAUGUUUCUUUGAAGGAAUUCCUUGUUGGGUUAUUAGCAGUUUUUAUAGUGCGAAGUAGUACAGAUGACACUUUAAUUACCCUUCUCCAACAACACAAAAUGAUGCAGGUGAGGAAUGGGACCUCCAUGGACGAAGAUGACAACAAAGAUGGUGAUGGUGGUGAUGAUGAAGGCAGCGGUGGCGGUGAUGAUGUAAAGGGUGGUGAACGUAGAUGUGACACGCAUAAUGGAGCAUCCACCGCUGCAACAGAUUCAGUUACACUCUCGAUGUAACUGAUGCAGAGAAACACAGAGAAUACUGGAAAAAAGAGAUCAGUGGAAGUGCUUUCUUUAGUUUGUUAGUUUGUAUAACAGAUAUAGGCCUCAUUUGGAUGGGCUUUUCAAACGCUGCUUUUAGCUUUUGGGGGCUUAAAAGCGCUUUUAGUUCAUAGAAGCCCCUGUUUCCCAACAGACUGGUACAGAACCAAGAAAGUUUCAUCUCAGUUUGGUCCCUUCUUUUAAUGCUGAGAUCAAUGGAAGGAUUUGAAGCUGCAUUUUAUAUUAGUGGAGAUGAUUUGGUUUCA